GUUGAGUACAUAGACAGACAACAGAGAAAGAGAGAGAAACCGCCACAGCUAUCCCAUGAAAUGCUUCCAUUUGUUUUUCACCAUUAAUUUUCACUGCUAUUGUCAUGUGCAAGUUUUCUUUCUUCUUCCUUAAUAAACCCUAUUUUAUUAUUCAAUCCCAUCCCCCAUACCCUUUCACAAUGAGAAAUAGAGAGAGAGAACUAAUUAGGGUUACAGUCUUUAUUUGAAAUCAACAAAUUAUAUAACCAGCACAUACAAUACGACCAAAUCUCGAUACUCCUCUCUCUUCUAUAUUUGUGUCCCCUUCAUUCUUUCUCUCUCUACUUAGCUCGUUUCCUGAAGAACACAAACAAAGAAGAAGAUCUCAUCUAGAACCAUUUAAUAUAAUUAAAUGGACUCUUCCAAUGAAGAUCAAAGCUGGCUAGGUUUAUUCUCUCUCUCAAACCAUCACCAGUAUCUCACACUACCCUUCAAUUCUGAACAAGAUAUCAAUGGAGUACUCUCUACUCCCUCCCCACUACUGGCUCCCUCUGCCGCCGACCAAGCCCAGAAUCUACUUGGUGCCGGAAAUUCCACCGGCGACAUGCAGUUCAGCAACCGUCAAAGCCAGGUUAAUGAAUCUGAACUAAAAUCAAUUGCAGCGAGAUUCUUACUCGAGUUCUCUGGCCGACAAGAUGAAACCCAUGUCGGAACCGGAGCUGUUGCUGCUCCGACCAUGUCGGAGCCGGCGAUGACAAAGAAGAACAGUAGUAAUAGUGUGGAAAGUUUUGGGCAACGGACAUCUAUUUACAGAGGAGUGACAAGACAUAGAUGGACUGGGAGAUAUGAAGCUCAUCUAUGGGAUAACACUAGUAGAAGAGAAGGGCAAAGUCGGAAAGGAAGACAAGUAUACUUGGGUGGGUAUGAUAAAGAGGAGAAAGCAGCUAAAGCUUAUGAUAUCGCUGCCCUCAAGUAUUGGGGCAUCACCACCACUACCAAUUUUCCGAUGUCGGAUUAUGAAAAGGAAGUGCAAGAAAUGAAACAAAUGACAAGACAGGAGCUUGUAGCCUCUCUCCGAAGGAAAAGCAGUGGAUUCUCAAGGGGAGCUUCAAUGUACCGAGGAGUGACUAGGCAUCACCAACAUGGGCGUUGGCAAGCAAGAAUUGGAAGAGUUGCCGGAAACAAAGACCUUUAUCUUGGCACCUUUAGCACACAAGAAGAAGCUGCCGAGGCCUAUGACAUCGCGGCCAUAAAAUUCCGUGGACUAAAUGCGGUUACAAACUUCGAUAUCAAUCGCUACGAUAUCAACUCAAUUUCUGUCGGAAAAUCCAAACUCGUGGAUGAUCAUGAAGUGGACAACAGGAAGACAACAUUAGUCAAACAACAACAAGAUCAUCAUGGUCCGGAAGAUACAUAUUAUUGGUCAUCUUUGCUUGGGUUCAAUGACAUUACCAAGAAUGGACUUACACUUAAUCCAACAAUCUCACCCAAUGCCCAAUUUGUUCAACAAACCACCAAUUCAUUCAACUUGGACUUCAUGGGCAGCGGAGGAGUUCAAGGGAGGGGUAAUAUUAAUAAUGAUGAUCAUAUUAAUAAUGGGUGUAUCAUGAAUUCAAUUAUACCUGUUGCCACGCCUAUUGGGUUUUCUUUGAGUCAUUCUUGUGGGAAUUACUGGCCUCCGCAGCCCCCGCAGUUGCAACCGCAAGGGACAACGAUGGCGAUUAAUAAUACAUUUCAGUCGACAUUGCCGGUAAAGCCAAAUCUAUCAUUUUUACAGUCGACAGUGCCCAUUUUUGGAGUGGAAUGAAAUAAUGAUAUAAUGCAUGCAUAUGUUAUGCAAUCUGGCUAGCUAGAGAUCAAGAUAGAGACUGGUCUAAAAAUUUGGCUUAUUAUAGAGCUAGCUAUAAUAGUUUACUUCAUUUCUCAUCACUUUUAUUUUCUAUUACCAAUAUUAUUUUUUUUGUAUUUGUUUUAUUUUAUGUUACCAAUAUAACAAUGAUAUAUUCAUA
Impatiens glandulifera is the source of this 1988-nucleotide messenger RNA. RefSeq names its product AP2-like ethylene-responsive transcription factor AIL5. The coding region runs from base 392 to 1786 and encodes 464 amino acids. Gene Ontology annotation, biological process: regulation of DNA-templated transcription. Lineage: Eukaryota; Viridiplantae; Streptophyta; Magnoliopsida; Ericales; Balsaminaceae. The record is from RefSeq and is a predicted model, not a curated record. Gene Ontology annotation, molecular function: DNA-binding transcription factor activity; DNA binding. The transcript has 7 exons.